Molecule: messenger RNA, 1671 nt
Organism: Symbiodinium sp. CCMP2592
Lineage: Eukaryota; Dinophyceae; Suessiales; Symbiodiniaceae
Source: the annotation of a GenBank genome assembly
AUGUCCCGCGUUGCUGGCAUCGUGUGCGCUGCCUCGCUGGCCCUCUACGGUGCCAGCUGCUUCAUCGUGCCUACCACUCUGCCCAAGGGCGCGCCUCAGACGGAGUCGGGUGCUGUGGUGGGACAGCCAAGCGCCAUCAACGGCACUCCCGAGUCAGCCUCCUGGAGCCCGCUUGCUGUCGGUGCAGCCCUGGGCCUCUUGAUCGCCGUCGCCACUGGCCGACCUGCUCUCGCCGCGGACCUGGAGAACGGUGAGGCCAUCUUCAACGGCAACUGCACUGCCUGCCACGAAGCUCUGGUCCAGUACGGCAAGUACGACGUCCAGGCCAUCAUCACCCAGGUGACCAACGGCAACGGUGCCAUGCCUGCUUUCGGCGAGAAGCUGGGACCGGAUGACAUCGAGGGAAAGCAGUACACGAUGCUAUCUGACGGCCUUGUGGGCAUGUCUUGGUUCCUCCAGCAGGAUGUGGCUAACUAUGUUUACAACAAGGCUGACAAGUGGUUGCCAGAGGUUGCCAGCGAGGCACGCAUUUCACGACGACAGGAGUUCCAUGCUGUCAUGGGCGUUUGGCUGUUGCUAGGGACGGUUUGUAGCCUCAAUCUCAGCACAAAGACCAUGUCCCGCGUUGCUGGCAUCGUGUGCGCUGCCUCGCUGGCCCUCUACGGUGCCAGCUGCUUCAUCGUGCCUACCACUCUGCCCAAGGGCGCGCCUCAGACGGAGUCGGGUGCUGUGGUGGGACAGCCAAGCGCCAUCAACGGCACUCCCGAGUCAGCCUCCUGGAGCCCGCUUGCUGUCGGUGCAGCCCUGGGCCUCUUGAUCGCCGUCGCCACUGGCCGACCUGCUCUCGCCGCGGACCUGGAGAACGGUGAGGCCAUCUUCAACGGCAACUGCACUGCCUGCCACGCGGGCGGGAAUAACUCCAUUGUGGCAGAGAAAAAGCUCAAGAAGGAAGCUCUGGUCCAGUACGGAAAGUACGACGUCCAGGCCAUCAUCACCCAGGUGACCAACGGCAACGGUGCCAUGCCUGCUUUCGGCGAGAAGCUGGGACCCGAUGACAUCGAGGAUGUGGCGAACUAUGUUUACAACAAGGCUGACAAGUGGAUGCUUGAGAACACAUGCUCUUUGGCAGGCGUUUGGCUGCUGCUAGGGACGGUUUGUAGCCUCAAUCUCAGCACAAAGACCAUGUCCCGCGUUGCUGGCAUCGUGUGCGCUGCCUCGCUGGCCCUCUACGGUGCCAGCUGCUUCAUCGUGCCUACCACUCUGCCCAAGGGCGCGCCUCAGACGGAGUCGGGUGCUGUGGUGGGACAGCCAAGCGCCAUCAACGGCACUCCCGAGUCAGCCUCCUGGAGCCCGCUCGCUGUCGGUGCAGCCCUGGGCCUCUUGAUCGCCGUCGCCACUGGCCGACCUGCUCUCGCCGCGGACCUGGAGAACGGUGAGGCCAUCUUCAACGGCAACUGCACUGCCUGCCACGCGGGCGGGAAUAACUCCAUUGUGGCAGAGAAAAAGCUCAAGAAGGAAGCUCUGGUCCAGUACGGCAAGUACGACGUCCAGGCCAUCAUCACCCAGGUGACCAACGGCAACGGUGCCAUGCCUGCCUUCGGCGAGAAGCUGGGACCCGAUGACAUCGAGGACGUGGCCAACUACGUCUACAACAAGGCUGACAAGUGGUGA